UGUUCCUAGAGUUAGCUGUACUUGUCAUUCAUCAGGAUGAGCACAGAAGGAAAAGCCGGGUGCCCGGGGCUCCUCGUUGCAUAACUCAGUACUGGGGAUCGAACUUAGGGCCUCCUUCAUGUCAGGAGACCAGGGCCAUGAGAGACUCCUGCGUCAGUGUGCCGCGGCAUACUUGAAGCUGAGGAUGAGCCCAGCACCUGUUUCUGUGGCCUGCAGUUGACUCCAGCCGGGAAAAAUCUCGCUGAGUCACCACAUUUGGCGAUCAGCUGGAACAGAGUGCCUCCCGAGGGGUCCCGGACCAGCCUCCAGCCCCACAACAGCAGAUCCUCACGUGACAGCCUCCCCAGGAGCCAGUUUCAUGGAGCAAACACAGAGACUCCUGAGCCAGCCCCCUCCCAUCCCCACUUCCCAGCCCAAGAAGAAAAGGAUGCCAGUGAAAUCUUUCUUUUCCAAGGUCUCUUGGAAACUGAGGUUGCAGAAGCGGGAGCCUUUGAAGAAUGCGUUUUUCAUCUUGGCAGAAAAAGCCCGGGAUCCUAAUGCUAUAAAGCGCCAUCUGGCAAUGAGAUGCCUGGGCACCAUGGCCUGUGAAGCCCCUGACAAGCAGGUAAGAAAGUACAAGAAAGCUUUCCUUGACCUCCUGGUGCAUGGGCUGUACGAUCCUGUGAGUUCUGAAGUUAUCCACGAGAGUGUGAAGACUCUGACCAUCAUGCUGGGCAAGAUCCAGGGCCAAGGCCUGGGCUCCUUCUUCAUAGACAUCACCCUUCAGACCAGGACUUUAUUGGAUGAUGAGAAUGACAGUGUGCGGUACUCGGCCUUUGUUCUGUUUGGGCAACUGGCUGCAUUUGCUGGGAGGAAAUGGAAGAAAUUUUUCGCCCACCAGGUUAACCAGACACAAGAUUCCCUCCUGACCCAUUUACAGGACAAAAGCCCUCAGGUUGCCAAGGCUUGCAAAACGACGGUUCGAGCCUGUGUUCCAUUUCUGAAACUCAGGAAGGAGCAGAGUUUCCAAAGUGAAGAAGAUCAGAGGAACCCCAGGCUUUCCCGGCAGCUGAGCCAUUAUCAUCCUGAGGUCCUGCUGUUCUUCUAUGCCAAUAAGAUCCUAUAAGUCCAGAGCGGCAGAGAAAAUGGCCCCAUGUGAGCGCCCUGCUCCGGGCAUCCUGUUCCCUCUGCUCUGUCUCAUUGGGUACUUCUUUGACUCUCCUCACGUGAAUGUAGCAGAAAAGAGGAUGUCAGAGAACAACUGGGGGCCGGGGAUCACCCUGGAAGAGUACCUCUGCACCCAAAGUAAAAUGCGACAUUACUUUCAUGGAUCUCAUUUCUUCUCUAUGUAAACAAAUUUGUUGAGAGGUAGACACUUCCUUUUCUAAGUUGUGUGCAUGCACAUAUAUGCACAUGAUUGUGGAGGUCAGAGGACAACCUCAAAUACUGUUCCUCAGGCACCAUCCACCUUUCCAUUGAAACAGGGUCCUUUAACUUGCUGGGGCUUGUAGAUUAGGCUAGGCUUGAUGGCUGGUGAGUUCCUGAGGAUCUGUCUCCUCCAAUGAGCACUGGGAUUAUAACUAUACUCCAGCGAACCCAGCUUCUUUAAAAAAAUUCUUCUCUCAUAUAUUAUAUCACUCAUAUAUUAUUUCUCGACC
Molecule: messenger RNA, 1637 nt
Organism: Peromyscus eremicus (cactus mouse)
Lineage: Eukaryota; Metazoa; Chordata; Mammalia; Rodentia; Cricetidae
Gene: Mro
Product: maestro
Exons: 10
Coding region: 359-1105 (248 amino acids)
Cellular component (GO): cytoplasm
Source: RefSeq, a predicted model, not a curated record